AUGGAAGGUGAAAAAAUAAAAUCAAAUAGUGUUUCCAAUUUUUCUAUAACAUAUGAAAGAGAAUCAGGGGCCAACAGCGACAGUGAUGAUAAAAGCUUAAGAAGUAGCGAUAAUGAAUCAAACUCAUUUAUGAAUUUGACUAGCGAUAAAAAUGAGAAAGCAGAGAACAAUAGUUUUAUUUUAAAUAAUAGUAGUUUUGCAAAUAUGAAAGAUAGUUUGCUAGAAUCUAUAGAUUUGAGUGUAUUAGACUCAAACUUUGAUUCCAAGAAAGAUUUUUUAUCCAGUAAUUUAUCAAAAAAUUUUAACAGUUUAUCGAAAGAACACCUGAGUAGUAAGUAUUUAAAUAAACUUUUAAAUAAAAGUGAUUCUAUAUUUAUGUCUAAGAAUAAAGACAUGCAUUUAAUGGAAAAUAAUGUUGGUAGUAAUAAUAUUCCUGUAAAAAAUAACAACAAAAAGGAAGGAUUUAUGGAUUCAACAACCCCUGUAAAUGUGAACGAAGAUAAUGCAAUAAAUAAUCUAAAAAAAUAUAGCAAUGCUAAUAAUAUAAAUAAUACAUAUGAAAAAAAAAUAAUCGAAACGGAAUUAAGUGAUUCAAGCGAUUUUGAAAACAUGGUAGGGGAUCUAAGAAUUACCUUUAUUAAUUGGUUAAAAAAAACGCAAAUGAAUUUUAUCAGAGAAAAGGAUAAGCUAUUUAAGGAUAAAAAGGAAUUAGAGAUGGAAAGAAUAAGAUUGUACAAAGAAAUUGAAAAUAGAAAAUCCAUAGAAGAACAGAAACUACAAGAUGAAAGAAAAAAAUUAGAUAUAGACAUAUCAAACGGAUAUAAACAAAUUAAGAAAGAAAAAGAAGAACACAGAAAAAGAUUUGAUGAAGAAAGGCUAAGAUUUUUACAAGAAAUAGAUAAAAUAAAGCUAGUUUUAUAUUUAGAAAAAGAAAAAUAUUUUCAAGAAUAUAAAAAUUUUGAAAAUGAUAAAAAGAAAAUUGUUGAUGCAAAUAUUGCAACAGAAACUAUGAUUGAUAUAAAUGUAGGAGGUGCUGUUUUUGAAACAUCUAGACACACCUUAACACAGCAAAAGGAUUCUUUUAUAGAAAAAUUACUAAGUGGAAGAUAUCAUGUGACUAGAGACAAGCAGGGUAGAAUAUUUUUAGAUCGAGAUAGUGAAUUAUUUAGAAUCAUAUUAAACUUUUUAAGAAAUCCAUUGACAGUUCCUAUACCUAAAGAUUUAAGCGAAAGUGAAGCAUUACUUAAAGAAGCAGAAUUUUAUGGCAUCAAAUUUUUACCAUUUCCAUUAGUUUUCUGUAUGGGUGGUUUUGAUGGAGUAGAGUAUUUAAAUUCUAUGGAAUUAUUAGACAUUAGUCAGCAAUGUUGGCGUAUGUGUACACCUAUGUCAACUAAGAAGGCCUAUUUCGGUAGUGCCGUUUUGAAUAAUUUUUUAUAUGUAUUUGGAGGAAAUAAUUAUGAUUAUAAAGCUUUAUUUGAAACAGAGGUGUAUGAUCGUUUAAGAGACACAUGGUUUGUUUCUAGUAACUUAAAUAUACCCAGAAGAAAUAAUUGUGGAAUUACAUCAAAUGGAAGAAUAUACUGUAUUGGUGGUUAUGAUGGUUCAUCUAUUAUACCAAAUGUUGAAGCCUAUGAUCAUAGGAUGAAAGCAUGGGUCGAAGUUGCACCACUUAAUACUCCAAGAUCUUCAUGUAUGUGUGUAGCUUUUGAUAGUAAAAUAUAUGUUAUUGGAGGAACAAAUGGAGAAAGAUUAAAUUCAAUAGAGGUAUAUGAUGAAAAAAUGAAUAAAUGGGAACAGUUUCCCUAUGCUUUGCUAGAAGCAAGAAGCUCCGGUGCUGCCUUUAAUUAUUUAAAUCAAAUAUAUGUUGUUGGAGGUAUUGAUAAUGAACAUAACAUUUUAGACUCCGUUGAACAGUAUCAACCUUUUAAUAAAAGAUGGCAAUUUUUGAAUGGUGUUCCAGAAAAAAAAAUGAAUUUUGGUGCAUCCACAUUAUCUGAUUCCUAUAUAAUUACAGGUGGUGAAAAUGGAGAUGUUUUAAAUUCAUGUCAUUUUUUCUCACCAGAUACGAAUGAGUGGCAAAUAGGACCACCACUACUUGUUCCCAGAUUUGGGCAUUCUGUACUAAUUGCAAAUAUAUGA
Plasmodium gonderi is the source of this 2139-nucleotide messenger RNA. Its product is annotated as kelch protein K13. The transcript has a single exon. Gene Ontology annotation, molecular function: protein binding. Bases 1 to 2139 code for a protein of 712 amino acids. NCBI's taxonomy places the organism in Eukaryota, Apicomplexa, Aconoidasida, Haemosporida, Plasmodiidae. Gene Ontology annotation, biological process: protein homooligomerization. The record is from RefSeq and is a predicted model, not a curated record.